AUGAAAUUAAGUCCUAUAAGAAAAAAAGUAAACUCCUCACUAAUUGUGAGAAAAAGAAUCCCUUCUUAUUUAAGAAAAGAAAAAAUUAAUUUAACAAAAAAUAAUAACAAUUUUGACAAAAAAAGUGUAAAAUAUAAUCAAGUUCCACAAUUUGUUCAGGAAAUAAAAAAAUUCACCAAAAAAAAUGGACUUCUCCAUGAAGAAUAUAAUAACAGUGAAAUAAAUAAAAAUAAGUACAUAUAUUUAAACAAUUUGUUAAAUGAAAUUCCAAAAAAUAAAACUCUUUUAACAUCAUCCUUGAUACAUGAUAUAUAUCGUUGUCUAUAUAAACUCAAUUAUAUAAAAAUUGAUGUCUUUUGUACCCUUUUUAGUAUUUUAAUAAAUAACACUAUAAACUUCACCAAAAUUAGUGGUUAUGUGCAUUGUGACUUCAAGGAAUUAAUAAACAUUACAAAGUAUUUAUAUCAUUUUCAGAAUAUUUGCAAUUCUAAUAUCCAGACCAUUAUAAAUGAUUGCCAAGCCAUUGUUAAUCUUCGAAUCGUACAGAGGUUCCUAAAUGAGUAUGGGAAAAAUAACCCUUCCUCUAGUAACACACAUAAUGGAAAAAUACAAACAUACAUUUAUAACUACAUUGUAAAAUAUAAAAAUAUAGAAAAUGUAGACAUUCUUUUAUAUGCCUUAUUAAAAAGGAAACAGGAAUAUGCUCUCAAGGGAGUUGAAAAAAAUAAAGUACAAGUAGGUGAUGAAAAUUUUACAAUUUUAAAAAAAAACCUUGUUCUAGACAAAGCCAUUGUAACAAAAGACAAAAACAGAAUCCAACAAAGUUGUAAAAAUGAUACAUUGUGUAUUUAUCCAUCCAAUGAAGGUAAUCAUGAAAUUGCAAGUGAUGUAGAAACGGGUCAAUUUGGUUACUUAAACGAUGGAGGAGAUGGAAAUGUUAAGAGUGUUCUUCACACAGAAGAAGAACAAGAAAAUUUGAUAGUUGAUUAUAUAAACAGUUUUUACAAACUAAAUGAUAUGUUCAAUUUUUUACUAAAUAAAGUGCUAUCAUAUUUCAAUGAGCAUACACAUAUUUUUGACUUUUACCAUUUAAAGCUUCUUUUUUUUUUUUUGGGGAAAUUCAAAAAAUAUGAUGUAAACUUAUUAGAAAAAAUUACCAACAGGAUUAUUGAAGAAAUAGAAAAGAUAAAGACGAAUCCAAAACUUCUACAUAAUGAUAGUAUAUUAGAGGAAAAGCAGAAAUAUAACUAUGCAAGCAAUAGAAUUAAAAAAUUAAGGAAAAAAUAUUUAAAUACAUUUUUCAAAAUAGAUUCUAAAGAAUUUCUUACCAUUCCUUAUACAAUUGGACUUUCAAUGAAUACAUAUUUUAAUAACUAUUUAAUUGAAUAUGUAAAUAUAUAUAUAUUAAGUUUAAUUAAUUCCAGAGUUAAUUGUGACAUGGUCAAUUUUGUAUACUGCUUGAUAGGAUAUAAGCACAUUAUGCUACAUUUUUUUAUUUUGUUCAAUAUAUUUUUAUUUAAAGAAAAAUGUAAAAAAAAUCCGAAAAUAUUAACGAAAUAUAGUAUCUUCUUCAAUCGGUUAGUAAAAAAUGGUGAAAGACAUGACCUAGAAGCUUCAAUGGGAAAAACGAGAAGGGUAGAAAUUGACCAGACGAAUCAAUUGAGUAAGACACAUUUAAUGCAAGAAAUAGAUCAGACAGAAAAUUCCUUUAUCCAUUUUAAUAGUACACAUGAAGAGGACAAUAAGCGUGUCCCCAAAAAUGCGGACAAGUUGUUCAAUUGUGAUAUCCAGUUGGAAAAUUUGAAAAAUUUAUAUGAAGAAACAAACUGCAUAAAUAAUCUCAAUUUUACCCACUCAAAUUACAUAAAAUUGAAUGAUAAAAUGGAUUGUGCUGUAAGAAGCCCAGAAGACAUUUUCAACUUGCUACUAAAGGAAUUUCAAAUGAAUGUAAACAAUAUAUUCCUAAUAAACUUUGAUAAACAUUCCAUGUAUCAAACAUAUAACAGCGAACAACUUGGGAAAUUUUAUUUUCAUUACAAAAAAUUAUUUAAUAAAGUAUUUAAUUAUGCUAUAUUUCUACUGAAUAAGUAUGAUCCAGAUAAUAUGCUUCGCAUUUACAAAAAUUUAAAGUCCCAUUCAUUAAAUGAUGAAAUAGUAAAGCAGUUAUACAUUGAAGUACUUUAUGAGAAAAUCGUUUUUAAUUCGGAAAAUAAAAAAAAAGUUUCAAGUUUGUUGAAAUGUAUUUCCAAUGAAUAG
Molecule: messenger RNA, 2256 nt
Organism: Plasmodium gonderi
Lineage: Eukaryota; Apicomplexa; Aconoidasida; Haemosporida; Plasmodiidae
Exons: 1
Coding region: 1-2256 (751 amino acids)
Source: RefSeq, a predicted model, not a curated record